AUGCCGCACUCGACGGACAUGGGGUCAAGAUCUUCCCCUGUCAGGGACGUCAAGGACGAGCCCAUGGACGACGACACGAUUGUCCCCGACGCCGACGAUGUGGACAUGGUCGAGCUUUCGCAGGAUGCGCCCUCGACUGCCGCCGAGUCCACAACCGAGAAGAACGACUUCAAGCUCGAAGAACUGUUUGAUAAUGACUCGGACGAAGAGUUUCCCAGCUCGGCACCCGUUGCCGUCCAGCCCAGUUCGCCGCCUACGGACGACACACCCAUGGACCUCACAUCUAUGAAGGCAUCCGAUCCGGAGGUGAUGCGUCUCUUCUACCAGCGUCUGUUCCCCUGGCGUUAUCUGUUCCAGUGGCUCAACCACAGCCCCACGCCUACAAACGAUUUUGGCAACCGCGAAUUUGCCUUUACCCUGCAAAACGAUGCCUACCUGCGAUAUCAAUCCUUUGCUACGGCCGAUCUACUCCGCAAAGACGUCCUCCGCCUGAUGCCGUCUCGUUUCGAAAUCGGCCCCGUCUACACAACCAACCCACGCGACCGCAAGACUCUGCGCAACAGCACGGCCUUUAAGCCUCUAGCCAAGGAGCUGUGCUUCGAUAUCGAUUUGACAGACUACGACGACAUUCGUACGUGCUGCGACAAGGCCAACAUCUGCAAUAAGUGCUGGCAGUUCAUGACCAUGGCCAUACGGGUUGUCGACGUGGCCCUACGCGAGGACUUUGGCUUCCGCCACAUCAUGUGGGUGUACUCUGGUCGCCGAGGUGUUCAUGCCUGGGUGUGCGACAAAAAGGUCCGCAGCAUGGAUGACCAGAAGAGGAGAGCCAUUGCCGGCUACCUCGAGGUCGUCAAGGGUGGUUCGCAGAGCGGUAAAAAGGUCAAUGUCAGGAGGCCACUACACCCUCACCUAGUACGGAGCUUGGAUAUCCUCAAGGACCACUUCCAGCACGACGUCCUCGAAGCACAGGACCCGUGGGCGACUGAGGAGCGCGCCACCAGACUCCUGCAGCUUCUCCCCGACCAGACGCUUAACGACUUCCUGCGACGCAAAUGGGACUCUGCGCCCGGCCGCGCCUCGACAUCCAAGUGGGCCGACAUUGACGCCUUGGCUAAGACGGGCGCCAGCAAGAAACUAGACGCCAAGGCCCUCCUCGAGGCCAAGCAGGACAUUGUCCUUGAGUACACGUACCCGCGGCUGGAUAUCGAAGUCAGCAAGAAGCUCAACCAUUUGCUCAAGAGCCCCUUUGUUGUGCACCCGGGCACAGGGCGCGUCUGUGUGCCCAUUGACCCCGCCAACGCCGACGACUUUGAUCCGCUGGCGGUGCCGACCGUCCAGGAUCUCCUGAGUGAGAUCGACUCCUACAAGGCUGCCGAUGCCGAGGCCGGUACCGACAAGCCCAAGGCUGUGGCGGACUGGGAGAAGACGAGCCUCAAACCUUAUAUCGACCAUUUCCGCCUGUUUAUCAGUGGCAUCAUGAAAGAGGAGAGGGCUGCCGGUGUCAAGCGAGAAAGAGAUGAUGACUCAAUGGACUUUUGA
Molecule: messenger RNA, 1539 nt
Organism: Geosmithia morbida
Lineage: Eukaryota; Fungi; Ascomycota; Sordariomycetes; Hypocreales; Bionectriaceae
Product: DNA primase small subunit
Exons: 4
Coding region: 1-1539 (512 amino acids)
Biological process (GO): DNA replication, synthesis of primer
Cellular component (GO): alpha DNA polymerase:primase complex
Source: RefSeq, a predicted model, not a curated record